This is a messenger RNA of Salvelinus sp. IW2-2015, 763 nucleotides long. Its product is annotated as cold shock domain-containing protein C2-like. Gene Ontology annotation, biological process: regulation of mRNA stability. Gene Ontology annotation, cellular component: cytoplasm. The record is from RefSeq and is a predicted model, not a curated record. Gene Ontology annotation, molecular function: mRNA 3'-UTR binding. NCBI's taxonomy places the organism in Eukaryota, Metazoa, Chordata, Actinopteri, Salmoniformes, Salmonidae.
GGAAACCACCAAGCUCCUCCAUUGGCCCGCCUUCCAGACGCAUCCUAACAGUAAUACCACCACCUCCACCACCUCCACCACCUCCACCACCUCCACUACCACCACCACCACCACUUCCACUGACACACCACCACCACUGACACACCAACAUCACCCUUAACAUGCUGGCAGUCUAGGCCUGUCUCCCAAGCUGUGUCCCACCCGAGACUGAGGCAGCUUCUCCCACGGAGAUCCACACCCCCAGGGGGACCAUCACAGAGAUGGCUGAUUCAGACCCCUCGUCCCCCUCCGAUCCCCCACAGCCUCUGAGCUCCCCCCGCACCCCCCUCUCCCUGUCCUUCCCCUUCCUCAGGCAGGGAAGUCGGGUGUGGGAAAGGGAGAGGAAACCCCCCGUGAUGCCAGGCGAGCUGCCCAGCCCUCUGCCCACCAAACGCACCCGCACAUACUCAGCGACGGUGCGGGCCAGAUCAGGCCCAGUGUAUAAGGGCGUGUGCAGGACCUUCUACAGGUGCCAGGGUCAUGGCUUUAUAAAGCCCUCCAACGGUGGAGAGAACAUCUUUGUACACAUCUCUGAGUGAGUGGUUCUGAAGCAUUAAGAUUAUAAUUGUAUGAUAAAGCAAUAAGGUAUAUUGUGAUUAUAAUAUAUGAUAUUAUGUACAAUGCAUAGCGGUAUAACACUUGUCAGUCCUAAAGUGUUUUGGUGUAGAUUAUAAUUGUCAGUCCUAAAGUGUUUUGCUGUAGAUUAUAAUUGUCAGUCCUAAAG